Messenger RNA from Oryza brachyantha (malo sina), 737 nucleotides. RefSeq names its product acyl-acyl carrier protein thioesterase ATL4, chloroplastic-like. Lineage: Eukaryota; Viridiplantae; Streptophyta; Magnoliopsida; Poales; Poaceae. Gene Ontology annotation, cellular component: chloroplast. The transcript is spliced from 4 exons. The record is from RefSeq and is a predicted model, not a curated record. Gene Ontology annotation, molecular function: fatty acyl-[ACP] hydrolase activity. Bases 1 to 453 code for a protein of 150 amino acids.
AUGCAAUUCAGGCCGGUGAGCAGGUUCUUCGAGUUGGAGAUGAGCGUCCGCGACUGCGAGCUGGACCAGUACGGCGUUGUCAACAACGCUGUCUAUGCUAGUUACGUCCAACGAGCACGAGAUGAGCUAGCUGCAGUCCUUGGAGUCAGCGCAUGCACGAUAGCGUGCACCGGCAACUCGAUGGCAGUCUCAGAGCAGAACCUCAAGUACCUGACUCCUCUCAAGCGCGGGGCGAAGUUUGUUGUCAAGGUGGCAAUGCAGGUGAAGGGUGCGCGGAUAUACGCUGAGCAAUUUAUCGAGACUUUGCCGGAUCACAAGCUCGUUUUGGAAGCGACGGCCACCAUCGUCUGCCUCAACAGGGAGUGCCGCCCGAUUCGCGUCUUCCCGGAUGUGUCCUCCAAGCUGUUGGACUACUUCUCGCGCCAGGAGGGACAAGUGAGAAACCAAGACUAAUAAUCUAUACUACGAAGGUAACGAUGGUAACAGUUAAUCUACCGUCUAAUAAAUAUAUUUUUUUAAAGUAACAACUAUAUUGUUUCAAAAUAAUCUUAUAUAUCGGUUCUAUUUUUUUAUCUUAAAAAACAAGUUCUAAACAAUACUAGCAUGCAUGUGUAUAAUUCAUAUUUCUCCGUAACAAAACAUCGGUAUUUAGCUAGUAAUAAAUAUAACGCUGUACUUUACUUUUUUCCUGUAUCAUCUACGGCCAUAAUUAGCUGAGGUAGUAUAAGAAAUUGCUC